GCGCCUUCAUCCAUUGACUUCGGGUAGAAUAGCUACAUGAUAAUUAGCAAGCCGUCGCCAUGGUAAUGAAGUCGUCUGUUGAUGAAGACGAUGCUGGCUGGGGAUUGGGAAUCCCAGAGAAGAUGAAGAAUAAUGCAAACUGGGUGGACAUCACACAUGACUUCAAAGGGGCAUGCAAAGAACUUAACCUUGGGGAGUUACUCCAUGACAAACUGUUCGGUCUGUUUGAGGCCAUGUCUGCUAUCGAGAUGAUGGACCCUAAGAUGGAUGCUGGCAUGAUAGGCAACCAGGUCAACAGGAAGGUGCUGAACUUCGAACAGGCGGUCAAGGAUGGUACGAUCCGAGUGAGCGACCUCAGCCUUCCUGAGCUCAUCGGCAUCAUGGACACCUGCUUCUGCUGCCUGAUCACGUGGCUGGAGGGCCACUCCCUGGCCCAGACGGUGUUCACCUGUCUGUAUGUCCACAACCCCGACCUCAUAGAAGACCCCGCCCUCAAGGCCUUCACUCUGGGCAUCCUCAAGGUGUGCGACAUCGCCCGCGAGAAGGUCAACAAAGCUGCCGUGUUUGAAGAGGAGGAUUUCCAGGCCAUGACCUAUGGUUUCAAAAUGGCCAACAAUGUUACAGACCUACGAGUCACAGGGAUGCUGAAGGAUGUGGAGGAUGAGCUGCAAAGAAGAGUCAAGAGCACACGCACCAGGCAAGGAGAGCAGCGCGACCCGGAGGUGGAGCUGGAGCAUCAGCAGUGUUCGGCACUUUUCAACAGAAUCAAGUUUACAAGGCUUCUGCUUACCGCUCUGAUGGCCUUCACUAAGAAAGAGACCAGCUCAGUGAGUGAGGCCCAGAAGCUGAUGGCCCAGGCUGCAGACCUCCUGCCCUUCAUCCACUCCAGCCUGGAGUACGGCAUCCAGUCCCAGAACGACACCACGAAAGGAGACCACCCCAUCAUGAUGGGGUUUGAACCCCUGGUGAACCAGCGUCUGCUGCCGCCCACGUUUCCCCGCUACGCCAAGAUCAUCAAGCGGGAGAGCAUGGUCGGCUACUUCGGCAAGCUCAUCGACCGCAUCAGGAACGUGUGUGAGGUCAUCACCACCACCAACCUGCACGGCAUCCUGGACUUCUUCUGCGAGUUCAGCGAGCAGUCUCCCUGCGUCCUCUCCAGAUCUCUGCUCCAGACGACCUUCCUGAUAGACAAUAAGAAGGUGUUUGGGACUCACCUCAUGCAGGAUAUGAUUAAAGAUGCCCUGAGGUACUUUGUCAGCCCACCUGUCCUCUCUUCCAAGUGCUGUCUCUAUAACAACCACCAAGCCAAGGACUACAUCGACUCCUUCGUCACACACUGUUCCCGACCAUUCUGCAGUCUCAUCCAGAUCCACGGGCACAACCGUGCUCGCCAGAGAGACAAGCUGGGGCACAUCCUGGAGGAGUUUGCGACACUGCAGGAUGAGGCAGAGAAGGUGGACGCGGCGCUGCACAGCCUGCUUAUGAAGCUGGAGCCCCAGCGGCAGCACCUGGCCUGCCUGGGCACCUGGAUCCUCUACCACAACCUGCGCAUCAUGAUCCACUACCUGCUGAGCGGCUUUGAGCUGGAGCUCUACAGCAUGCACGAGUACUACUACAUCUACUGGUACCUGUCGGAGUUCCUGUAUGCCUGGCUGAUGUCGACGCUGAGCCGAGCGGACAGCUCCCAGAUGGCCGAGGAGAGAGUCCUGGAGGAGCAGCAGAGAGGGCGCAGCAGCAAGAAAACCAAGAAGAAGAAGAAGGGAGGAGGUGAGGAGGAGGGAAGAGGAGCUCGUCCCCUCGGCAGAGAGAUCACGAUGAGCCAAGCCUACCAGAACAUGUGUGCUGGCAUGUACAAGACCAUGAUAGCCCUGGAUAUGGAUGGGAAGGUUCGUAAGCCCCAGUUUGAGCUGGACAGCGAGCAGGUUCGGUAUGAGCAUCGCUUCGCCCCCUUCAACAGCGUGGUCACGCCCCCUCCUGUCCACUACAUCCAGUUCAAGGAGAUGUCUGAUCUGAAGAAGUACAGCCCGCCCCCCCAGUCAGCUGACCUGUAUAUGGCGGCCAGCAAGCACUUCCAGCAGGCCAAGCUCAUCCUGGAGAACGUCCCGAUCCCCGACCCUGAGGUGACCCGGAUCCUGAAGGUGGCCAAGCCCAACAUCGUGGUGAUGAAACUGCUGGCUGGAGGCCACAAGAAGGAAACCAAGGUCCUUCCUGAGUUUGACUUCUCAGCUCACAAGUAUUUCCCUGUGGUCAAGAUCAUCUGAGAUUCCUACACUGAGUUUCACCUCGACAGAUCCCCCCCUAGGUGCCCCCCCCCCUCCGUGCCCCCUCCCCACCAUCAAGAGAGACCCCCUUUGGGUUCCUGUGUGUGUGUGUGUGUGUGUGAGAAAGAGAGAGUGUCUGCUUGCCUGAAUGGAGAGUUUCCUGGUUUCCCUGUCAAAGGUGCCAUCUAAUCGUUGAAGCACUGUCAUCGAAGGAGGACAUUGUUUCUUAAGAGAAAGCUUAAUCUGGGUUACUGGAUUUGACCAGCACCAAGGUUUUCUCAGUUCAUCAAACUACCACUUGAAGUCCCAGGAAUCUACAAAAGACUACAAUAACCAGCCAUGCCUCAAAGCGACAAAAUUGAUCAUGGUAUCUAAAUUGUUUAUUUCCUUGUUGUCCUUUUGUUCAUUUCUUCAAUAAAAACCUAUGAUUAUUUAA
Hypomesus transpacificus is the source of this 2697-nucleotide messenger RNA. It is a transcript of the gene naa35, whose product is annotated as N-alpha-acetyltransferase 35, NatC auxiliary subunit. The record is from RefSeq and is a predicted model, not a curated record. Bases 60 to 2261 code for a protein of 733 amino acids. Gene Ontology annotation, biological process: N-terminal peptidyl-methionine acetylation. Gene Ontology annotation, cellular component: NatC complex. The transcript has 23 exons. Lineage: Eukaryota; Metazoa; Chordata; Actinopteri; Osmeriformes; Osmeridae.